CCCUUUAGAAUCUGUACCCACAUACGGAUCUUUAGCUUUUAAGCAACUUUUUAUAAUCUGUCCCUACAGACUUUUAAUUUGUUUUAUUUAAAAAUUCAGGAAAAACUUCCCAAUGAUUUAGUAGCUUAAGUACUGAGGAAGAAAGUAAGUAGCUUUCGAAAUACGUAUUUACUAACUAUUAAAAUAUAUUGUAGUAGGAGCAAGCUACCUAGUUUUAUUUUUAUUUAGUCUAUAAAAUUCUAUUUCGUUUGACUUUUGUAAGUGGACGGACGUAAUUUCUAGAAUUUAAAAUGAAAAAGUUGAGUGUAGAUGAAAAGGAAAAAUUUAUAAAGAUUUUAAAAGAAAAUAGUGCUGUGUGGGAUUUGUCCGAAGCAGGGCAUCGAAAAAGUACGGUAUUGGCUGCCGCUUGGGAGAAGAUUUCCAAAGAAAUGAAAAGACCAGGUAAUACAGUUUUAUGGAAAAGUUGGUGUAGGCAUUAUAUUUGUGCUUUUAUUACAGUUGCGGAAUGUAAGACCAUUUAUAGAUCUUUUAAAGAUUUAGCACGUUAUAGGGGAAGGAAAAAACAGUGCCAAAAAUCCGGCAGUGAGCUAAUUCAAGAUGAAAGUGAAUCUCCCGAAACUUCGAUUGGCAAUGAAGAAGAUUGUGCAGAAUUUUCAGUUUGUUUGGAUUUUUUGCAGCCGAAUUCGUCCAAAAGAAGGACUUUUUCAACAAGCACAAUAGCCACCGAGGAGGAUGUUUCGAGCCCUGCAUCAGAUGGUUCGCAGUACAAUUUCAAUGCACAGUGUUCUUCAUCAUCGCAGACAUUAAAACCUGCUACCGACUUGACGAAAGUUAUUUCCGAUAUGAUAGCAAUCAAAAAAUCAAAACUCGACGAGCCGAAAUUAAAAUAUAUGUCUAUGCAUGCCAACCUCGACCGACUAUACUGCCAAUUGCCCGCCGACGAAGUCGAAAAAUUAAAUCACGAGUUUUUUUAAUAAAACUUUUGAAAGGGUUAUGGCCCAUAAAAACAACGGAAAUUUAUAGAAUAAACUAGAAUAUGUGUUACAUGAUAAAUAAAUAAAUUUGUGUUUGAAAAAAUGUAAUCUUUUAUUGUACGAUCAACUUUUUGAUGUAAUUCUCACAAAAAAUUUACAAAUUUU
Molecule: messenger RNA, 1139 nt
Organism: Hermetia illucens (black soldier fly)
Lineage: Eukaryota; Metazoa; Arthropoda; Insecta; Diptera; Stratiomyidae
Exons: 3
Coding region: 291-974 (227 amino acids)
Source: RefSeq, a predicted model, not a curated record